CUCCAACUUUCUUCCCUCUUUGAGUUAUAGAGAGAGAGGCUUUGCUUCUAUUAGCAAAGAAGAUAUAUAAAAUAUCAGAUAAAUGCCAUUAACCUUGGCUAUUGGCUGGUCUUCUUCUUCUCAUCCCGAGUGCAAUCGAAGAGAAACAGAAAAAGGAAUCAUGUGCACUGAAGAAAAUGCCUUGGAUGUUGAUAAGGUGCAAACUCUUGAAGCCAAGUUACAGCGUUUAUAUAAAGAGAACGAGGAGCUCAAUCAUAUGCUUAAUUUAAUGAGCAAUAACUGCAAUAUUCUUCAAGACCAGUUGAACAAGAAGAAGACAAAUGAGAUGUACACCAUGACUGAGAAUUUCUCUAGCCAAGAUUCAUUCAAUAGACGGGUAACAAAUACGUUCAAAGCAAAAUCGUCGCAAGUCUUUAUAAGAACCAAUGAGGCAGACACUAACUUGAUAGUGAAAGAUGGUUAUCAAUGGAGGAAGUAUGGACAGAAGAUCACUAAAGAUAAUCCAUGGCCGCGGGCUUAUUUUAGAUGUUCUACCACUCCAAAUUGUCCCGUCAAGAGGAAGGUGCAAAGAUGUGUGGAUGAUAAAUCAAUUCUCAUGGUAACAUAUGAAGGAGAGCACACUCAUGCGCUCAUCAAUGGACCCGAAGGCUCGACUUCUUCACCACGUGGCUCAAACCCUAGUUUAGCAUAUUCUGUCCCCGUUAAUGUGCUUCAACCAACCGUCACCCUUGAUCUAACCCUGUGUAGGACCAAUCAAGAGAUAAAUAGACCUGCACAGAAUUUCAACAACAACAACAAUAAUGUGGCUGAGUAUGUAGCAUCUUUAACUAGAAAUCCCAACUUCACUGCAACGUUAGCAGCUAUAAUUGCACAAUCCAUUGUAAACUCUCCUUAUUCACCCCAGAGGUGAAAUUUUAAGUUGAAUUAUUUGAAAUCAUUGGAAUGAGAAAAAAUUAAGAAGUUGGAUGAUUUUGCAUGUUUGAAAAGACUCCUUUAUAAGUGAUUUCUUUUUAAUUUCUUUAGGAUGUGUUUGGAUGCACCAAAUAUCAUGAAAGUUCAUGAUAUUUUGUGGUUAAUCUGUAUAAGGGUGUAUUUAGUUGCACCAAAUGUCAUGAAAUCUUGGGAAACUUUGCACCAAAUUUGUAACACCCUGGAUAUUAAAACCUGAGGAUGAUCGCUCGAGUAUGAGAACCCGAGUAUUACACUAUGAAGUAACAACUUUACAUCUAAUCAAUAGAAAAUUUCAUGACG
Messenger RNA from Magnolia sinica, 1251 nucleotides. Its product is annotated as probable WRKY transcription factor 40. Gene Ontology annotation, biological process: regulation of DNA-templated transcription. The transcript is spliced from 4 exons. The record is from RefSeq and is a predicted model, not a curated record. Gene Ontology annotation, molecular function: DNA-binding transcription factor activity; sequence-specific DNA binding. Lineage: Eukaryota; Viridiplantae; Streptophyta; Magnoliopsida; Magnoliales; Magnoliaceae. Bases 83 to 910 code for a protein of 275 amino acids.